AUGUCUGAUGUUAACGGUCAUCGACUCUUUCGUUACCGCUUCCCUCGCCCCGAAUGGCUUAACAGCGCCAACACGAGAACAGCAGGCGUCUACCUAUCUGGCGCAUUGUUCUGUAUAGCCCUCUUCGUCCUGAUCGAUGCCUCAGUCUACAGCAACGGGCGCCUAAACGGCUCAGACCUGCACCUAAACUUCGUCGACUGGAUCCCAGGCAUAUUCUCUUUCCUGGGAAUGUUGGUCAUCAAUAGCAUUGAUAAGUCAAGGCUCUCAGGCGACACAUGGGCAUACUCUGGUGACGCUGUGGCAUGGAAGGCAAGAGUUGUACUGUUCUUGGGCUUUGCGGCUAUGGCUGGAGGUCUGGCUGGAGGUGUGACAAUCAUGGUGUUGAAGUAUGUUACGGCUGGAGCGCAAGGUAUGGUGCUUUGGUUCGGUGUGGCGAACUUGGUGAGCAAUGCGCUGGUUAUGUUGAGCUCGGCCGUGCUGUGGAUCAGCCAGAACAUGGAGGACGAUUAUACCUACAACCUUGCGCUUUGA
Messenger RNA from Pseudocercospora fijiensis CIRAD86, 531 nucleotides. RefSeq lists its product as uncharacterized. The coding region runs from base 1 to 531 and encodes 176 amino acids. The transcript is spliced from 3 exons. Gene Ontology annotation, biological process: late endosome to vacuole transport via multivesicular body sorting pathway; protein targeting to vacuole. Gene Ontology annotation, cellular component: fungal-type vacuole membrane; Vps55/Vps68 complex. The record is from RefSeq and is a predicted model, not a curated record. Lineage: Eukaryota; Fungi; Ascomycota; Dothideomycetes; Mycosphaerellales; Mycosphaerellaceae.